AAGAAAAAUUGCUUAUAAUAUUUUUAGGUUAUAGCGUAAUAUAAUAAAUGAAAAUAUUAUAAAAUUGCUAUGACAAUAUUAAAAGGCAGGUUAUUGCAAGAAUGUCUUUCAAAAUUAUAUUACUCUUCUAAAAAUAUUGAAAGUAAUAGGUAUCCAAAAAGGAUAUUUUCAGGUAUUCAACCUACUGGUGCUAUACAUUUAGGUAAUUAUCUAGGAGCUAUUUCGCAAUGGGUAAAAUUACAAGAUCAAGGGGAAGAUGUGAUGAUAAGUAUUGCAGAUUUACAUUCAAUGACCCUACCACAUGAUCCACGUCAGUUAUCUCGAAACAUACAAGAAAUAGCUGCCACGCUUUUAGGUUGUGGUAUAAAUCCAGAAAAAACCAUUUUAUUUCAACAAUCAAAGGUACCUGUUCACACCCAGUUAUCAUGGUGUUUGGGAUGUAUUUGUACAAUGCCCAGGUUAGCCCAUCUUCCACAGUAUAAAGAAAAAUCAAAGGAUUUGAAAGAUAUACCAUUGGGUCUAUUUGUGUACCCAGUGUUACAAGCAGCAGAUAUUUUAGCAUAUAAGGGUACUCAUGUUCCGGUAGGGGAAGAUCAGAUUCAGCAAAUUCAACUUACUCAAGAUUUAGCAAGAAUGUUCAAUAAGAGAUUUGGUGAAACAUUUCCUAUUCCUCAUGCCUUGGUAACAGGAACUGAAUUUGCUAAAUUGAGAAGUCUUAGAGACCCUGCGAAAAAGAUGUCAAAGUCUGAAACAGAUUCUAAAAGCAGAAUUUGUUUAACCGAUAAUAUUACAGAUAUACAGAGAAAUAUAAAAAAAGCUGUUACCGAUUUCACUUCAGAGGUAACUUAUGAACCUGAUAAACGACCAGGUAUUUCAAAUCUUAUAAAUAUACAUUCUUUUGUUGCAAAUAAAUCAGUUGACGAAAUUUGCCGAGAAGCGAAAAAUAUAAAUACUGGGGAGUACAAAUUAAUUGUGUCAAACGCCCUCGCGGAAUUUUUAAAACCAAUUCAAGAUAAAAUAACACAUUAUUUAUCUGAUACGGUUUUAUUGGCAGAUGUUCUAGAACAAGGUCGAGAAAAGGCAAAUGACAUAGCGACAAAAAAUUGGAACGAAGUUCAGUAUAAGUUAGGUCUUAAUAUGGAUGUAAAGUUGGCGAACAGAAUAAAAAAUAUUUGAUUUUAAA
Molecule: messenger RNA, 1183 nt
Organism: Diorhabda sublineata
Lineage: Eukaryota; Metazoa; Arthropoda; Insecta; Coleoptera; Chrysomelidae
Gene: TrpRS-m
Product: tryptophan--tRNA ligase, mitochondrial
Exons: 8
Coding region: 70-1176 (368 amino acids)
Biological process (GO): mitochondrial tryptophanyl-tRNA aminoacylation
Cellular component (GO): mitochondrial matrix; mitochondrion
Molecular function (GO): tryptophan-tRNA ligase activity; ATP binding
Source: RefSeq, a predicted model, not a curated record